CCUUGACUGUUGUGAACAGAAGGAUAACAGUGACCACUAUGGUAAACGUCUCAUUAUGAUGGGGCUUAAAAGUGGAAGGGCCUGGCUAGAUGCAGGUCAACCAGAUUUGGCAGAGAAAGUGUUCAGCAAGACUGAAAAGUGCCUUAAAAGUAUACAGAAAAGUGUGCUUGAGAGAAAUCUUUCUACAGGAGAAAGUGGCUACAGUGAAACGUUGGAGAGACAGAAACUAGAACUGGAACAAGAUCUCUUCACCCUGUCUUGUUACAGGGCAGAAACUUUUGUGGCCCUCUGCCAGCCAGAUAAUGCCCUACAGUACAUGAUGACAGCAAAAGAUCUCUUACCCAAGUUUCCAAAGCAGGAUUAG
Dreissena polymorpha is the source of this 364-nucleotide messenger RNA. RefSeq lists its product as uncharacterized. Bases 56 to 364 code for a protein of 102 amino acids. The transcript has 6 exons. NCBI's taxonomy places the organism in Eukaryota, Metazoa, Mollusca, Bivalvia, Myida, Dreissenidae. The record is from RefSeq and is a predicted model, not a curated record.